Molecule: messenger RNA, 1830 nt
Organism: Penicillium cosmopolitanum
Lineage: Eukaryota; Fungi; Ascomycota; Eurotiomycetes; Eurotiales; Aspergillaceae
Exons: 1
Coding region: 1-1830 (609 amino acids)
Source: RefSeq, a predicted model, not a curated record
AUGGAGGCAUUCCCGACAUCAGGAAUUUUGGUGGAGGCCAAGGCCUUUGAUGACUUCGGGGGCUGGGUCCUGGACUCGCAGUUUGAGCUCGAGAUGGGCUCGCCUUACCUGCUGGCCCAUGGUAACGGCAGACCGGUUUCCGAUGCUUCAACUGUUAUCUCUGUCCCGGUGGCCGGUGCGUAUAAUGUCUGGGUUCGCACGAAGGACUGGGUUCCAGGUCAUCAUCCAGGGAGGUUUAUCCUGACAAUCAACGAAAACUACCUCAGUACCGAAUUUGGAGCCAACGAUAAAGACUGGAACUGGCAGGUCGGAGGGCGUGUCGAGCUACCCGCGGGUGAAGCGAAACUCACCCUGCACGAUCUAACUGGAUUCUGCGGACGCUGUGAUGCCAUCUUCUUCAGUCUCAACGACACGCCGCCACCCCAGCAGGCAAAUAAAGCAGCACAUUCCUGGCGCCGACAGCUUCUUGGACUACCCGAUGGGCCUGUUGAUGCCGGGAACUACAAUGUUAUCGUGGUUGGAGGUGGCGUUCCUGGAGCUACCGCAGCCCUAGCAGCAGCGCGCCUAGGAGAACGUGUGGCCCUUAUUCAAGAUCGCCCAUAUUUAGGUGGUAACGCGAGUGUUGAGAUCGGCCUCCAUCCACGUGGAUGGACAUGCCCGCUGAUUGAGGAGCUUUCACAUCGCACUCAUAGUGGUGACCUUGACGCAAUUGAAUUGCUUCGUGCCGAACCAACUGCAGAGGUCUUUUUGGAGCACACAGUCUACAACACCAUCACCGUUGACUCAUCUAUUGUCUCGGUCGACGCUCGCCAUGCCCGUUCUGGGCGCGAGAUCCGGCUCUCCGCGCCGGUGUUUAUCGAUUGCUCUGGAAAAGCUGUCCUUGGGCUUCUUUCAGGCGCAGAGACACUCUUCGGGCAGGAGUCGCGAGCUGAGUAUGACGAGAGUCUCGCCCCUGUGCAAGGAGAUAACAUGCACCAUGGCAACACUUUGUUUUUCCGCACCAGGAUGAUGGAAAACCCUACCUCCUUUCCAGACGUCCCAUGGGCUAAAGAAGUGGCGAAGGACUUUUCCGACCUACGUGGUCAGUUAAGAAAGCCGGGUAGUGAGAAUGGGCCUGGCCCUGUUGUCAUUUCACCGGAUGCAAAGCCCGACCCAACUCUUGCUCACCGAAUGAAAGGGCCUCUCACCCACUUCUGGGAGUAUGGCCAGUGGCUGGACCCUUAUACCCAGGGUGAACACAUUCGCGACCAUCUUCUCCGCGCAGUCUAUGGCACAUUCUCCAAUGUUAAGACAAUGGAACCUGACACCUACGCCAACCUUGGAUUCGAUUGGGUAUCAUUUGUCCCUGCACAGGGCGAGUACCGACGAUACAAGGGCGAGUACAUACUGACAGAGAAAGACAUUCGCACUCAUAAGGUAUUCCCUGAUGCCGUAGUGCUGAACGGAGGAGCAUUCUGUCUACAUUACCCUGGCGAUGAGAAGUAUGACUUCCGCCUGAAGUUCUGGGAGUGGGAUGAACGCGACAAGCGGCCCUAUGACAUCCCGUUCCGCUGCCUCUACUCUAGCAACGUCUCGAACUUGAUGAUGGCAGGGAAACACAUGAGUGCAACCCACGUGGCGGGGUCGAAUACCAAGUUCAUGGCCAACGGUGGACAACAUGCCAUCGCUACAGCAGCUGCAGCCCACCUCUGCAAUAAGUAUGUCACCACACCCAGAGGCAUUUACGAGAAUCACUUGUCGGAGCUGCAGGCUGUCGUAGGGACCAUUACUGGACCGGAUGUAACAGAGUCCAUUAACAAGGAAGACAAAAAGAUGUUAGCUGGGCUAUGA